Molecule: messenger RNA, 243 nt
Organism: Loa loa (African eye worm)
Lineage: Eukaryota; Metazoa; Nematoda; Chromadorea; Rhabditida; Onchocercidae
Exons: 2
Coding region: 1-243 (80 amino acids)
Source: RefSeq, a predicted model, not a curated record
AUGGUUAAUCAAUCGCUACCAAUUGCGACUCCCAGACGGUUCCACCAACGUUGCCUCCGUACAAUCCUAAACAUCCAUUGGUCUGACUAUGGGGCUGAUUUUACUGUUCUUACACGGGCAGCGGUCAGAGUACUGAGGCUUCCGCAAAAGAAGAGUCCCAAAGAGGAGCAAGGAGAAGCACAAGAUGCCCUGAAGCAAUACCUCAGCCAUGGCCAUAUAGGCUACCAUCAAUGUCCACUCUGA